Juglans regia (Persian walnut) is the source of this 750-nucleotide messenger RNA. RefSeq lists its product as uncharacterized. The transcript has 3 exons. Lineage: Eukaryota; Viridiplantae; Streptophyta; Magnoliopsida; Fagales; Juglandaceae. The record is from RefSeq and is a predicted model, not a curated record. The coding region runs from base 1 to 750 and encodes 249 amino acids.
AUGACUAGUAGCCAUGAGAAUAUUGGACUUCAAGCAACACAAUUGGAAGGUGAAAAAAGGCCACCUAGUAAGAAAACGCAACGAGAUGUAUCUUUCACUGUAGAGGAGGACAAUCUCCUCGUGUCGGCUGGGCUCAAUAUUAGCAUGGAUGCUAUACGGAGGACAGAUAAAAAAUACUCUCAAAUGUGGGAGAGAAUUAGCAAUUAUUACAAUGAGCAUAAAAAACCUAGUAGAAUUUUGGAUCCAAGUGGUGCGACAGAGUAUGAUAAGAUUGAAAUAGCUAAAAUCAUGUAUAGAGAGACUGAGAAGGCCACAUACAACAUGGAACAUUGUUGGUAUUUAUUGAGACACCAACCAAAAUGGCAGCAACACGUGUCCAUGUUGUCAACUAGAAGGAAACCACAUGGGAAACGCCCUGCUAUGGUGGAGUUGACUCCACUAGGAGACGACACGAUAGAUGACAACGUAGAUGUCAUUUUUGAGAGGCCUCCAGGGAAGAAGACUGAGAAAGAAAGGGAGAGAAAAAGGAAGGCUGCAGAAUCUUACGAUGCAGAAUUUGUUGAGGCCUUAACGUGCAUGACAAAUGAUAGAGUUGUUUUCAUGUCUGAAAUAAGACAAGCGACAAGUAAAUUGGAUGCUGAUAGAGCUCGAUUACUAAUGGAGAAAAAGAGAAGAAAUGAUACGGAGAAUAGGAAGAUCGAUAUAGAGAUAAUGAAGAUGGAUCUUGCUGGCAUGAAUGGAAUGCAAUGA